GGCAAUAUUAAAGUAAAGCUAACUGCUGACAAAAUUAUUCCAAUUAGUAACUUCGGAGUUUUCGAAUUUCGUCUUUAGUAGGUGAUGGAGCCAAAGGUUAUUCAGAGGUGUAGCAGAAUAUAACAAAAAGGUGACUUUUGACCAGAGGAGAUAAGCGCCUUAAUAUUUACAACAAAAACUAUAAAAUAUACCUUUUCAUUGCUAAAAAAGUGAUUAGUCACGAAAGGAAAAAAUGUCGGAAAAAUUGGAUAUUAUAAUAUUUGGUGCUACAGGUUUUACUGGUAAAUACACCGUUUUUGAAGCUGUUAGUGUACUUCAAAACUAUCGCUGGGGAAUUGCUGGGCGUAGUCAAGAAAAACUGGAAAAUGUACUUCAAGAAAUGGGUACAAAAGCACAGAAAAAUCUAAAGGAUAUUCCUAUCAUCAUCGCUGAUAUAAAAAAUGAAGCUUCGCUGCUAGCCAUGGCUAAGCGAUGUCGUGUUUUAGUAAAUUGUUGCGGACCAUACCGGUUUUUUGGAGAGCCAGUUGUGCGAGCGUGUCUUGAAGCUGGCACCCAUCAAGUUGAUGUUACUGGUGAACCUCAAUACAUGGAAACAAUGCAACUUAAAUAUAAUAAACAAGCUCAAGAGCGAAAAGUUUUUAUAAUUUCUGCCUGUGGAUUUGAUUCAAUACCGGCAGAUCUUGGAGUUGUUUUUGUAGAAAAAAACUUUGAUGGUGUUGUAAAUUCAGUUGAGAGCUAUCUGCAGAGUUCCGUAAAAGGAGAUGCUUCAAGAGGAGGUGCUGGAAUUCAUUAUGGUACUUGGGAAAGCGCGGUUCAUGGUUUGGCCCAUUCCAGUGAACUGAAAGAAUUACGCAAGAAGUUAUACGAAGAGAAAUUGCCGAAAUUUACUCCUGUUUUAAAACCACGACCACUUAUUUUUCGAUCUGAAAUAGUAAAAGGAGUUUGUCUCCCAUUCCCCGGACCAGAUCGAUCAGUAGUAAUGCGUUCACAGCGUUUCCUUUAUGAAAAUGAGCAUAAGCGCCCUGUUCAAAUGCACGCUUAUGUUACUUUUCCAUCGUGGCUAGCAGCUGUGUUAGUCGCUUUAUUAGCAGUUUCGUUUGGAUUUUUAACUAAGUUUACUUUUGGUCGUCGCUUAUUGCUAAAAUAUCCUAAAGUUUUUUCAUUAGGAUUUGCGUCUCACGAAGGUCCUACAGAAGCUAGAAUGGAACAGACACAUUUUUCAUUUAUUAUGAGAGCAAACGGAUGGCCAAGGUCGGAGAAAUUGUCAGAACCAACAGAUCAAUACAUGGAUUUACCAACCAAAACAUUAACAGUCAAAGUAUCGGGAUCGAAUCCUGGUUAUGGUGCGACCUGUGUAGCUCUACUCAGUACGGCUGUAAUAAUAUUAAAGGAAAAUGAUAAAUUGCCGGGAACUGGUGGCGUUUUACCACCAGGAGCUGCAUUUGCUAAAACAAGUUUAAUAUCUGAAUUGGAAAAACAUGAUCAUGGCAUUAAAUUUGAAAUUUUGGCUAACAAAUAAAUACUACUUAUAUAAAACAAAUGUUACAAGGAAACUUGAAUAGGAUUAUUUAUGUUUUUAUCACUAUUGCUGUAAAUUUUAUAGUUCUUAAAAACAUUCCGGUUGGGCAUUAUGUUACUAUUACAUAAUAAUAAAAAUAUUUUAAAAACAAAAA
This is a messenger RNA of Bactrocera neohumeralis, 1673 nucleotides long. Its product is annotated as saccharopine dehydrogenase-like oxidoreductase. Gene Ontology annotation, cellular component: plasma membrane; mitochondrion; lipid droplet. Gene Ontology annotation, biological process: glycolipid biosynthetic process. The transcript is spliced from 2 exons. Lineage: Eukaryota; Metazoa; Arthropoda; Insecta; Diptera; Tephritidae. The coding region runs from base 233 to 1519 and encodes 428 amino acids. The record is from RefSeq and is a predicted model, not a curated record.